AUGUCAAUCCUUGAGGCCCCCUCAAAGCGCCGAGUCCUUGUAGUUGGUGCCGGAGGAGUGGGGACAAUGGCCUGUGUUGCUCUUGAAAGAUCCGGAAAGGCUUCUGUCACAGCUGUCCUUCGCUCAAAUUAUGAAAAAGUGAUCAAAGAUGGAUUUGAAAUCGAAUCUGUGGAUCACGGAAAACUCUCUGCCUGGAGACCAAGUCAUGUUGUGAAUGUCGUUCCUGAAGCUGACUAUGCUAACCCAUUUGAUUAUGUGGUUGUCACAAUGAAGACUAUCCCGGAGAUUAACAAUAUUGCAAAAAUAAUCGCCCUCAGUGUGAUCCCCGGCCAUACCACAAUCGUUUUGAUGCAAAAUGGGUUGUAUAUCGAACCGCCAAUCAUUAAAGCAUUUCCAUCAAAUGUGGUCCUCUCUGGUACGAGCUAUAUUGGCGCUCAUGAGCACAACGGUCAUGUUAUACAUGAUGAUCCGGAUCGAUUUCAUAUAGGAGCAUAUCGCAAUACAAGCCUAGACGACAAUAUCGAGCGACAGAGACUGAAAGACUUUGUUGCCGUAUACAACGGUAGUAAGGUCGUCGAGGCCCAACCUGUGGAUAAUAUUAUGCAUUACCGCUGGCGCAAAAUAUUGUGGAAUGGUACCUUCAACCCUAUGUGUGCAAUUACGCAGCUUGAUAACGCUGCCAUCAGGCGUUUCGGAGGUGAAUACAGCUUAUUACGACCCGGUAUGCUUGAGAUGGCAGCAAUUGCGAAAGCAGAUGGCUUUGAUCUUGGUGAAAGUAUUGUGGAUGAGAUGAUUGAGGCCACUCCCCUUGAGCUAUGUUUCCGACCGAGCAUGCUGGUUGAUAUUGACAAAGGGAAUCCAGUCGAGGUCGAGGUAAUUCUAGGAAAUGCAUUAAGAGUUGCUCGAGCGAAAGGUGUUUCGACACCGAUCUUAGACAACACAUACCGUUUCUUGAAACUUAUACAGGCUCGACAGUUAGCUACCCGGGGCCAUAUUUCUGAGCCUACAGAGCUGCCCGCCACAACAUUUAUCUAG
Penicillium macrosclerotiorum is the source of this 1035-nucleotide messenger RNA. Its product is annotated as ketopantoate reductase family protein. The transcript is spliced from 2 exons. Gene Ontology annotation, biological process: pantothenate biosynthetic process. The coding region runs from base 1 to 1035 and encodes 344 amino acids. Gene Ontology annotation, molecular function: 2-dehydropantoate 2-reductase activity. Lineage: Eukaryota; Fungi; Ascomycota; Eurotiomycetes; Eurotiales; Aspergillaceae. The record is from RefSeq and is a predicted model, not a curated record. Gene Ontology annotation, cellular component: cytoplasm.